AUGGCACCCGAUUCGACGUCUAAUAGCUUAGGGGGCACAGUCGCUCUGGUUGUCUCUGAAAAACAUGGACCGUUCGAAGUGAAAGAAGUACAACUGAAUGAUAUGCGAUCCGAUGAGAUUGUGGUCCGUAUGAUAGCGACGGGUGUCUGCCAUACGGACGUGGCUACUUCCAUAGGGAAUAGAGGCCCUAAAUUACCAGCUAUUCUCGGCCAUGAAGGUUCCGGGGUGGUUGAAAAAGUCGGCUCUGAGGUGAAACAUGUGGUUGUUGGCGAUCAUGUGCUUUUGUCGUUCAACUAUUGUGGGAAUUGUACCCCUUGCCGUCGAGGAAACCCGGCAUACUGUCGACACGGCUAUCAUUUAUCUUUUGGCGGAUGUCGUCUGGAUGGGAGCAAGCCGUUCUCUCUCGACGGAGUCGAUAUCAACUCCACCUAUUUUGGCCAGUCUUCUUUCGCCGCUCGCUCCAUUGUGAGCGGAGUCUGCGCGGUCAAGGUCUCGCCGACCGUCCCACUAGACAUUCUUUGCUGUCUAGGUUGCGGAGUUCAAACGGGGGCCGGCACUGUCUUGAAUGUUCUCAAGCCCGGCAUAGGAGCAUCGGUUGCGGUAUUCGGAGUCGGCUCGGUUGGUCUUGCAGCUAUCAUGGCAGCAGCCAGAUUCACACCGGCCACAAAAGUGAUUGCGAUCGAUAUUGUGGACUCCCGUCUGCAGCUGGCGACAGAGCUUGGUGCUACACACACGAUCAAUUCGGCGGGGAAAGACGUCGUCGCAAUGAUCAAAGACAUCACCGACGGUGAGGGUGUCGAUUGUGCUCUCGACGCGACAGGCAACGUUGCUGUCAUCGAGUCUAUGAUUGCAGCAGCGGCCAAGAACGGAACAGUGGCAACAGUUGGAGGAGCUCCCCCAGGGAAGUUUGUUAAUAUUGAAGCGGCGGCGUGGAUAGGCAGAAACGUCAGCUAUGUUGGCUCAUGUCAAGGUUCUUCAUUUCCGCAGACGGUAUGA
This is a messenger RNA of Fonsecaea monophora, 996 nucleotides long. RefSeq lists its product as hypothetical. Gene Ontology annotation, cellular component: cytosol. Lineage: Eukaryota; Fungi; Ascomycota; Eurotiomycetes; Chaetothyriales; Herpotrichiellaceae. Gene Ontology annotation, biological process: formaldehyde catabolic process. The coding region runs from base 1 to 996 and encodes 331 amino acids. Gene Ontology annotation, molecular function: zinc ion binding; S-(hydroxymethyl)glutathione dehydrogenase [NAD(P)+] activity. The transcript has a single exon. The record is from RefSeq and is a predicted model, not a curated record.